AUGACCUCCAAAGAAAGCAUCUCGCCAAAACCCGAGGACAUCGAUACGCACUCAAUAAUUUCUAUGCAGGAGUUGGACCCGUCGCCAGUGCAGGAUGUAUUUCCCGACCUCGAAAGUGGCCAAUACAUCUUUCAAUCACAGGGCCGUCCAUCAAAGCUUGGGGAUAUAUCAAAAGCCGGGCAGCCUCCGUUCAGCGUAGGUCUCCGUGGACACAACUGGGACUCAUGGUUAUCCGCACUCCAGAGAUACUCAACGUACCCCCCUACUUUAUUCUUUUCGCUACAUUUCGCCAACACCUCUCUUUUCCCUCUAGUGACUCAGUCGGUUCCAGAUAGUGAAACCUAUCUGCUUCUUACGAGACCAAUCUACCAGUCUCCGGGGCUUGAGCAUGUGGUCCUAACCGUUCCCAUCUUAGUUCAUAUCGCUUCCGGCAUUGUUCUCCGCAAUAUUCGUUCUUCUCGCCGUGCACGACUGUACGGGGCGGAGACUAGGGCCCAGAGAUACUCCCUGAACUUCUGGCCGCGGAUGAGCCUGCAAGCGCGUCUAGGGUACUGCUUUGUUCCGUUCCUGGGCGCUCAUGUCCUCGUUAACCGUGUCACACCUUUGAUCGUCGAUGGCGGGAGUUCGGGGAUAGGUUUGGGCUAUGUGGCUCAUGGAAUCGCACGAAACCCUGUCUUUUGGAAUGUGUACUAUGUGGUCCUCGCCGCUGUUGGGAUGUGGCAUAUCAUUGGAGGAUGGGCUACUUGGAUGGGUUGGAGGGUCACCACGGCUCAGAAGAGGCGCGGUUGUAAGAAAGGAUCACUUGAGGGCUACUUGGGGUACGCGGAAAGCGAAGAGCAGGUCAAGAGAAAGAGAAAAAUGCGGUGGAUAGUUAAUGGCGUUGCCGCGGUAGGAACAGCUGUCUGGCUCGCGGGCGCUCUGGGAAUAGUUGGUCGUGGAGGCCAGGGUUCGGGCUGGGAGGCCAGUGGCUGGAAUGAAAUCUAUAAACAAGUACCGAUUCUCGGGCCCUGGCUAUGA
Molecule: messenger RNA, 1017 nt
Organism: Aspergillus oryzae RIB40
Lineage: Eukaryota; Fungi; Ascomycota; Eurotiomycetes; Eurotiales; Aspergillaceae
Product: MCP1 family protein
Exons: 2
Coding region: 1-1017 (338 amino acids)
Biological process (GO): lipid homeostasis; mitochondrion organization
Cellular component (GO): mitochondrial outer membrane
Source: RefSeq, a predicted model, not a curated record